This is a messenger RNA of Macaca mulatta (Rhesus monkey), 2431 nucleotides long. The record is from RefSeq and is a predicted model, not a curated record. Lineage: Eukaryota; Metazoa; Chordata; Mammalia; Primates; Cercopithecidae.
AUGACCCCGCCCGGUCCCGCCCGGCCCCGCCCCUCCUGGGCCCUGCCCCUCCAGACCCCGCCCUUCUCCGCCCCGCCCCUCUCUCGCCCGGGCCCCACCCCUUCCCGGGCCCCACUCCUGGAGCGCACCUUUCCCGCGCCCGCCUCAGUCUUUGCCGGCCAUCCGGCCUCCCGGCGGUUGCGUGCUCCGCCCCCUCCCUCCGCGACGGCGCUCGCCUUCCCCGCCCCGCAGGCCUCACUCGGUUCAGGGCGGUUGGCCGCACGCCUGUCGGGGCGGGGCUGGAAUGGGCGACAGAGCCAAUGGGGCGCGGCGGCGGCGGCGGUGGCUGUUGCGGUGGCUGUUGCGGUGGCGGCUGUGUGGGACCCAGACGGGCUGAGAUGGAGGCAGAGGGAGGCGGAGGAAGGCGGCGUCGGCGGCAGCGGCGGAGGGAGGAAGGUGGCGGCGCCCGUCCUGCUGAGAGUGUCGGUGCGGCGGUGGGAGAGAGUAACCGACAUGCAGUGUGCCUCGCCCCCGGGAUCCUGCUCUCCAUCUGCGCCUACCAUGUGGAGCUGGAGAAGAAGCGGGACCACGGGCCCUCUGCGACCUGGGACCGUGGAUGAAGUGCUCCGCUGCGCUUGCCUCCAGGUGGACAUUAUACCACUGAUUACCAAAGCAGACACAAUUUCUAAACAUGAUUUACAGAUGUUUAAGAGUAAGAUAACGAGUGAAUUGAUUAGCAGUGGCAUCCAGAUAUAUCAGCUCCCAACAGAUGAAGAAACUGCUGCUCAAGCAAACUCCUCAAUUAAUGAAUAUAAAACCAUUAUUGACAGCUGUUCACCAGUAUUUACAAUAAGGUACGCCACAGAUUGUUUAUCCACUCACCGAUUGAAGGACAUCUUGGAUGCUUUCAAGUUUAGCAAUUAUGAACAAAGUUGCUAUAAACAUUUGUGUGCGGGCUUUUGUACAGACGCAAGUUUUCAACUUAUUUGGAUAAAUACUGAUGAGUGCACUUCUGGAUCAUAUGGUAAAAAAGUGCCUUUCACCUCCCACCAUGCUUCUAAGGCCUCCCCAGCCAUGUGGAAGUGCGCUGUUACCCUUUGCUGUGGUGGGGAGUAUGGAUGAAGUGAAAGUUGCAGAAAGGAUGGUCAGAGACCAUCACUACCCUUGGGGAGUUUUGCAAGAGUUUUGAAAGAUGAAGAUGGAGAAAGCCGUGUUCCAGGCGGAGAGACCAGCAUGAAGAGAUGUACAGAUGGAGAAAAGCCACUGUUUAAAAAAAAAAAAAAAAAAAAGGUAAAUUCAGCAGCAGUGUUUUUCAUCGAGAGGAAUAAUGGGAGGACAUUAUGGAGGCUGGAUGAUGGAAGUCCUUGAGUGCCAGAUGACAGAGCCUGGAUUUAUAAGGCAGCCAUGGAGGGCAGAGGAGAAACAUGGCUCAUUCAUUAAUGAAGCCUUUACUGCGAACCUGCCAUGUGUCACGUCCAAUGUGGGGGGCCUUGGGAUACAAAGAUGACCCCUGCCAGCAGAGCAUGCAUCUGGUGAGAGAUCUUGAUACGUAAACACAUAAACAAAACCAGAUGGUGUUGGUACCUCAAGCAGAGCCUCCAAGGGCACGUAUUAUCCAAGAUUCUUUUACUUGAAGUGAUAGACAUUGAACUCCAAUUGGCUUAAGUAAAAAGGAAAAUUUACUGGCUCACAUACAUGAAAGUUCCUGGGGGCAUCAGGUACAGUUGGAUCCAGGAAUUCCAUCCAUGUCAUCAGCACUGCUCCUUGUCUCUCAGCCUUGCUUUCCUCUAGGUUGGAACCAUCUCAGGUCAGCUUUCUUUAAGGGGUAGCCUGAGGAUCUCAGCAGUUUAUGCUAUGCUUAAACCCAAACAAAAGAUCUCUUUCCCAAUAGUCUCAACUGAAGUCCUGGAACUGAGUCUCAUCAUCUCUUAAUUUCCCUAGCUUAGUCACAUGCCCUUUCAUGAAACAAUCCCUGUGGCAAGAGCGAUAUCAUGCUCUGAUUGGUCAUCAGUGACAUGCCUGGAGUGGGGGUCAAGUCUGCCGCAUGUGCUGAGACUGGGGAGAAGUUUUCUAUAGUAGACAGCAUUGGCUGCAUAACCCCACACCCUCGAGCUCCUUUUCUCUUUAUCUCCAUUUUGGAGGCUAGAAAAAUGAAAUGCUAGCCUUCCUCAUCUCCUUUGCAGCUAGAGAGAAUCUUAACACAGCUCUAGCUAAUGAGAUAUAAAUGGAAGUAUGCUGGGGGCAACUGGAAAAACUUUGGCUUUUCUCAUUAAAAAAAAAAAAGAACAAAUGCAAAUUGUGCUUCCUUCUUCCAUUCCUUCAUCCUGCUUUGAGUGCUGAUGUGAUGCCUGGAGCUGCGAGCAUGAGGAUAGAAAGGCUGAAUCAAAGCAGGCAACCACCUAUCUUCAGACUUAGUGCUAUGUGAAUGAAAUAAAUCCUUAUGUUGCAGCCA